Messenger RNA from Notothenia coriiceps (black rockcod), 711 nucleotides. Its product is annotated as nuclear pore complex protein Nup214-like. The coding region runs from base 1 to 600 and encodes 199 amino acids. Gene Ontology annotation, molecular function: structural constituent of nuclear pore. Gene Ontology annotation, cellular component: nuclear pore. Gene Ontology annotation, biological process: RNA export from nucleus; protein import into nucleus. The transcript is spliced from 3 exons. NCBI's taxonomy places the organism in Eukaryota, Metazoa, Chordata, Actinopteri, Perciformes, Nototheniidae. The record is from RefSeq and is a predicted model, not a curated record.
AUGUUCUUCAUCGAUUCUCUUCCAGCCAACCUGUCCCGCUCAGCCUUCCUGUCCCCUAAAUACUACGAGGACUUGGACGAUGUGAGCUCUUCGUCCUCCCUGUCCCUGGAGCCCCACCCAGCUGACUUGGAGAUGGAGGAAGAGGAGCUACAGUUGGCACCCCUUCCCCUUUCUGUCCUUCAUCCAGCGUUGUCCACCCACCGCCACCCCACAGUCGUGAGGACCCCCUCUAUCCAGCCGGGCUUCGGGGCCAUCCAGUCCACCCCUUUGACCAAAAUGCACUCAGUGCAGGGUUUGGGCUUUGGACUCAGCCCUAUUGCCAGCCCUGUUCCGAGCAAUAAGAUUAACCUGAGCGGGGCUGAUAGCACUGCUCUCGCCACAAAGACAGUGAAACAUGGAGCCCCCCCGACUGACAGGAGCGUCCCCGCACAGCAGGCUGCAGCCACUGCCGCCCUACGCAGACAGAUGGCCAAUCAGAAGACAGCUGUUGUCGGUGCAUCCUUGACAGAGUCCACUCUGAAGAACGUGCCUCAGGUGGUCAAUGUCCAGGAGCUCAAGGACAAAGGGCCUCCCAUGCCACAGUCCAAUAUCAUCGGGUAAAAACAAAACAUUAUAUACAAUUAUGUUCAGGUAUGUCAGAUUUAGUUUGAGCUAUGCCAAGACAUCUACUUAACCCUGAGUUAACCCUUACAAAAUUACUUUAAGCUAUCC